Molecule: messenger RNA, 1254 nt
Organism: Aspergillus fijiensis CBS 313.89
Lineage: Eukaryota; Fungi; Ascomycota; Eurotiomycetes; Eurotiales; Aspergillaceae
Product: MBL fold metallo-hydrolase
Exons: 3
Coding region: 1-1098 (365 amino acids)
Source: RefSeq, a predicted model, not a curated record
AUGGCGUCGCUUCAUCUACCACAGUCCGCCAACACCGUCGAGGUCUGCCUCAUCGACUCAGGUGCCCGUCUGGACUUCCCAGCGCAGGAAUUCAUGACCCCGGCAAUCCGAGGCUACGACCGCAUGGCCGUGCCAUCAUACUGCUUUCUUGUUACGCACCCAUCGGGCCAGCGCAUCUUGUUCGACCUCUCCAUCCGGUCCGACUUCCAGAACCUGGCCCCGAUCUUUGCCGAGCGCUGCACCAACACUGCCAGCAGUGACUGGAAGAUAUUCUCCCCGUACAACGUCUCAGAUAUCCUGGUCACGAACGGGGUGCCGCUCACUGAGAUCAACGCCAUUAUCUGGUCGCAUUACCAUUUCGACCACACCGGCGAUCCGUCCUUGUUCCCCACGUCGACUGAUCUGGUCGUGGGGCCGGGGUUCACCAGGAACUUUACACCGGGAUGGCCCGAGCAACCUGGUUCUCCGGUGAAAUCAGCAGAUUGGGCAGGCCGCAGCCUGCGAGAAAUCCAGUUUGACGAGCAGCAGCUGAAGAUCGGUCGCUUUCCCGCCGUGGACUGGUUCGGCGAUGGAAGCUUCUAUCUUCUGCACACCCCAGGUCAUACACCGGAUCACAUGGUUGGAUUGGCUCGCGUGCAGUCGGACUCAUUCGUUCUCAUGGGUGCGGAUUUCGCUCACCACCCCGGCGAGUUCCGACCCUCAAAGCACAUUCCUAUCCCUGAGACGAUCCAGCCAUCUCCACUGCCUUCCCACCCCCGAUUCGGGAGUGUCUGUCCCGGCCAUCUCUUCCACUCCUUGGGCCGUCACCCAGGGGCGAAUGACAGGGCGUUCUUCGAGCCCGCGGAAGAGUUCACCAAUGACUUCGACCAGUGUCUCUGCACAAUUGAUGGCCUCACCGAAUUUGACGCUGACGAGCGGGUCCUGGUGCUGACGGCCCACGACCACAGUCUCUUGCCUAUCUUCACGGGCGCCGAGGAUGGGGAUGCCGGCUGGUGCUUCCCGCAUCGGACACUCAAUGGUUGGCGGGAGGCGGGGCUGGCCGAACGGGGAAGGUGGCGGUUUCUGAACGAUUUCCGGGAUGCCGUUGGGGAAGAGUGAGGGCCUGGAAAAGUGGGUAGAAAGUUGGAGAUUCGGGGAUUCGGAGAGUUGGGGGUGGGGCAGAUAGAGUUCGGAGAAUCAAGCUGUGAAGUCCUUCGCUUUUGAUUCCUUCGCUUUUGAUUCCUUCGCUUUUGUGGAUCUAGAUCGCUGUAACAC